Molecule: messenger RNA, 2826 nt
Organism: Nanorana parkeri
Lineage: Eukaryota; Metazoa; Chordata; Amphibia; Anura; Dicroglossidae
Gene: KIF18A
Product: kinesin family member 18A
Exons: 17
Coding region: 1-2814 (937 amino acids)
Biological process (GO): microtubule-based movement
Molecular function (GO): ATP binding; microtubule motor activity; microtubule binding
Source: RefSeq, a predicted model, not a curated record
AUGGCUUCAGGAGAGGCUGACAUUUGCAGCCAUGUAAGAGUGGUAAUUAGAGUCCGUCCUCCAAAUGAAAAAGAGAAGUUAGCCAAUUCCACGACUGUGGUCCAAGUGGUCGAUAACCACAUUGUGGUGUUUGAUCCAAAAGUGGAAGAAGUAAAUUUUUUCCAUGGCAGAAGCGUCUCCAACCGGGAUGUCACUAAAAGGAAAAAUAAAGACCUUAAGUUUGUGUUUGACGGUGUCUUUGGUGAGGACUCUUCGCAGCUGGAAGUUUUUGAGCAGACCACUAAGAUUGUGCUUGACGGCUUCUUGAAUGGAUACAACUGCACCGUAUUGGCUUAUGGAGCAACAGGAGCAGGAAAGACCCAUACUAUGCUGGGUUGCUCCACAGAACCUGGAGUCAUGUAUCUCACAAUGAUGGACCUCUACAGCCGAAUGGACAGCUUAAAGGAUGAAAAGAUUUGCAACAUUGCUGUCUCUUACCUGGAGGUGUACAAUGAGCAAAUCCGUGACCUUCUCUCAAACUCUGGUCCCCUUGCUGUGCGAGAGGAUGCUCAGAAAGGAGUGGUUGUACAAGGAUUAUCGUUGCAUCAGCCAAAAUCAGCUAUUGAGAUUCUCCAGUUGCUUGACUAUGGUAAUAAGAAUAGAACGCAGCAUCCCACUGAUGUCAACGCCACAUCUUCUCGAUCUCAUGCAGUGUUUCAGAUAUACUUGAGGCAACAAGACAAAAGUGCCAGUAUUAAUCAAAAUGUCCGCAUUGCCAAAAUGAGCCUAAUCGAUCUGGCUGGUUCAGAGCGAGCAAGCGCUACAAAUGCCAAGGGUGACCGCUUGCGCGAAGGCACAAACAUCAAUCGCUCACUGUUGGCUCUUGGGAAUGUAAUCAAUGCUCUGGCAGAUCCUAAGACAAAGAAACAGCAUAUACCUUACCGAAACAGCAAACUCACACGGCUGCUAAAGGAUUCCUUAGGAGGGAAUUGUCGCACCAUCAUGAUUGCGGCUGUUAGUCCUUCUUCACUGUCCUAUGAUGAUACAUACAACACACUCAAGUAUGCCAACCGAGCCAAGGACAUAAAAUCUUCUGUGAAGAGUAAUGUGGUUAGUCUGGACAGUCACAUCAGUCAGUAUGUUAAGAUCUGUGAGCAGCAGAAGAAGGAGAUUGCAAUGUUAAAGGAGAAGUUAAAGACCUAUGAGGAGAAAAACGUUUUUGAACCAGCUAAGCAAAAUUCAUUGCUUGCCUCAAGCCAGGAACGGCCAGAAACUAAGCGGUAUCAAGAUAUUCUUUACUCUGUAUUUAGCAAGAGAGAGGAAAUAAGGGCUGCCCACUGCCACCUGGAGAUGCAACUAAAGGAAAAUGAACUGAAGUCCAUUUACCAGAGGCAGUACUUUGACCAGAUACAAAUGUUGUGCUCUCAAGAGCAAGCACUGAAGGCUACAAAUCGGAAGAAUCAUAGGCUAGAGGCUUUGAAAGCCAAGCAGAACCUCUUACAGAUGAGAAGGGAAGAUGAAUUAAAACGAUUUGAUGAAAACACACAUUGGCUCCAUCGUGUAGAAAAUGAAAUGAAAUUGUCGGGUUUAGACAACCGGAUUCCGAAGGAGCUUUCUAAAGACUUGCAGUGCUGUCAUUUAAAAUUAGAGGUAAAAGAUUUAAAAUCUCAGAUUGAACAUAUGAACAGGCUGGUAUGCCUUCAAGAACGAGAAUACCGUCUUAGUGAAAAGUUGCUCAACUUUCUGCUGCCAGCUUUCAGAAGACAAUAUGAAAUGUUAAGAGAGGCUGGAUUAUCCAGUGCUGUUGUAGAGUCUGAUUUCCAGGAGGUUGAGCACUUGGUACAGAGGGAAAAGGCUGUGGUGUGGGCAGAUCAGACAAUUGUUGAAGACCCCAACAAAACAGAAGUACCAGAUGUUGCGUCAAUCAUUUCCUUCCCACAACUGAUCUAUUCACAGACCACGCCAUGCAGAGGAGAGAAGCAUGUUCAGAUGACACAAAUGCCAGGCAGAAUCACACAGAAUGAGAGCAGCCUAGCAGUUGUCAAACCUUUCACUGAGGAACCAAGUUUGAAAGAAAAUGUUCCUCCGAGGCAAGUAGAAGAUCCUCCUUUCAAAAGAACCAGGAGGAAACUAAUGCAGUCUCCCCAGACAGCAGCUCAAUGUACCAGUAGUAACGAGCAUGAGGAUUCACUCAGCGGGGAGCUUGUACCUAUUGUUUACACACCAGACAACUGCAAUAAAACAAUCCUUCUCACAAAGGAUGUAAGAACAAUGUCUGGCAUUGGAGAGACUCUGGAAAAUAUCCCCACCUUCAUGGCUAAUGACAAAGACCGUCAAAAGAUGGGGUUCACCUUCCAGAUGAAGAUGGAUCCUGAACAUGACAUGGACUCUACGGUCAUUCUUUCUCAUGGCAACACUGACAUGAAUCCAGAUGCCAGUGGCACAGGCACGCAUCCUCCAAGCAUGCUACAGAGGCUAGGACUCCCAUCUCUGCUGAGCAGAAAUCCAGGAAAGCUGAGUGAGAAGCCAUCCUACAUGGCAAUGACUUCAGCUGCCGAAAGAAAGAGAAAGCUAUUAAGUCUUGCAGCAGGCAGUGCCGUGAAGGAGGACAGCGUGCCACUUCCUGUCCCUAAACGUGUGCGUCAGGACAACCCCUUUGAAUGUAAAGCCCUGCGAGUGAAAAGGACAGCAGUAGCAAAAUAUAAGGACAGUGCUGCACAGAGACGUCUACCCAGGAGCGUUUCAGAUGGGAACUUAGCAGCUGGAGCUAGAAAGAAACAAUUCUCUAUUCUUGGUUCAUCUCGACCAUUUUCACAAGCUGGAAAGAAGCAGUGACACCGACCUGGA